AUGAAGGAAGCCCCAAAGUCUGCCAACCACCAUAAAGUGACAGCCCCCAAGGGGUCCCCAACCCCAGUGAGUGACAACCAAAGAAUGUCAACCCCCAGUAAAGUGACAACCAAGUUUCAACCACCAGUAAAAGGACAACCAAAGAUCUGCCAACCCCAUGACAACCACGAAGUUCCAACCACCAAAAUGACAACCAAAGAUCUCCAACCCCCAGUAAAAGUGCCCCCAAAGGGGAUUUGCAACCACCGUAAAAGGAAAAACCAAAGAUCUGCCAACCACAUGAAGUGCCCCCCAAGAUCUGCACCCCCUAAAGUGACAACCAAAGAUUGCCAACCCGGAAAUCCCCCAACCCCCGGGGAAGUAAAACCCAAAAUCGCAACCACAGUGAAGUACAGCCACCAAAAUUUCCAACCCACCAGUGAAGUGACAACAAAGUCACAACCCCCUGAAGUGACCCCCCAAAGAUUGCCAACCCCCCCAUCUGCCAACCCCAGUGAAGUGCACCACAAAGUUUCUCCCAAACCCACCAGUGAAUACAGCCCAAAAUCUGCCCCCCCCCCCAAAGGCUGCCAACACAGUGAAGGACACCCAAACAAAAAUUGCCAAACCCACCAUAAUGACAACCAAAGAUUGCCAACCCCAAAAGUGACAACAAAAGCUUCAACCACCAGGAAAGCACCACUAAGAUCUGCCAACCACCAUGAAGGAAAACCCAAAGAUCUGCCAACCCCCCAUAAAGUGACCCCCACAAAAUCUGCCAACCACCAGGAAGAAGUGACACCCCAAAAUCUGAAACCCACCGGGGGGGAAGUGACAGCCCCCAAAAGAUCUGCCAAACCCCCAGUGAAUGCCCCCCAAAGGAUUGUCAACCCCCAGACCCCCAAAGUUGCCAACCCCAGUGAAGUGACACCCAAAAAUUUUCCCACCAGUGAAGUGCAACCAAAGUUGAAAACCACCAGUAAAAAUGACAAACCCAAAGAUCUGCAACCACAUGAAAUGAAAACCAAAAGUCUCCCAACCCCCAGGAAGUGCAAGAAAAAAACUCCCAAACCACCAGUAAAAGUGACAACCAAAGACUACCAACCACAUGAAGUACAACCAAAGAUUGCCAACCACCAGGAAGUGACAACCAAAAUUUGA
Messenger RNA from Penaeus monodon (black tiger shrimp), 1140 nucleotides. RefSeq names its product extensin-like. The record is from RefSeq and is a predicted model, not a curated record. Lineage: Eukaryota; Metazoa; Arthropoda; Malacostraca; Decapoda; Penaeidae. The transcript has 10 exons. Bases 1 to 1140 code for a protein of 379 amino acids.